AUGACGACCUCAGAGGUCCUCCCCAGUGCUGACAGCACCAAUGGCUCCGACAGAGCCCCCCCCGACAUGGCAGCCAUGCAAGCCAAGUUCGCCAGCAUCCAACAAAAAUACACUGAAGAAGCCUCCAAACGCUUCCGCUCAGACGGCCUCGCCCAGUACGUCGACCUCCAGGACGCCAAGGACGCCCGCAUCCAUUCCCUAGGCAAAGAUCCCUGGGUCGACCACGCAGUUCUCAACGCCAAAACCCCCGCUGUCAAGGAUGGCGGGAGGUACAAAUUCGUCAUCCUGGGAGGCGGCUACGGCGGUCUCAUCGCCGCUGUCAAGCUUAUCGAAGCUGGUCUCGUCAACGGUCCUGAUGAUCUCCGUAUCAUUGAGGCCGGUGGUGGAUAUGGUGGUACUUGGUAUUGGAACCGCUAUCCUGGUCUGCACUGUGAUGUGGAGAGUUAUAUCUACAUGCCGCUGUUGGAAGAGACGGGGUAUGUUCCUAAGCAAAAAUACGCUACGGGACUUGAGCUGCGUGAGCAUGCUGAGAGGAUUGCCACAAAGUGGGAUCUCCAUGACAAGGCGCUUUUCAGGUCGGAGGUGACGGAUUGCAGGUGGAGUGAUGAGGAGGAGGUGUGGAAUGUGGCUGUGACGGAAAACAGGGGGCCAGAGGAGGGAGAAAGGAAGCUGAAUAUCCAGGCGAAUUAUUUCUUUGUUUUGUCGGGUGUUUUGACGAUUCCUCAUGUUCCCAAGGUACCGGGACUGGAGAACCUUGGGGGGUCGAUGUUCCAUACAUCUCGCUGGGAUUAUGGGACUACGGGUGGCUCGCAGGAGGACCAGAAUUUGACCGGAUUGGAAGGGAAAAGGGUGGGGAUUAUCGGGACUGGUGCGACGGCUAUUCAGGUUGUGCCAAAGCUGGCAAAGUUUGCGAAGGAGGUGUAUGUUUUCCAGCGGACGCCUUCGUCGGUGAGUUGGCGUGGUCAGAAGGAAACGGAUCUUGAGGAAUGGCAAAUCGCCAACAAAAAAGGAUGGCAACGCGAGCGCCGCUAUAACUGGGUCACUUACCUUAACAACUGCGCACCCCCGGAGCAAGUCAACAUGGUGGGCUGUGGAUGGACCGAGGCGCCUGCCUAUUGUGCUAUCAUUGGCUCUCCCAACUUUGGGAUCAUCGAGCCUACUCCAGAGAAGAUUGGCGAGCAUGUUGGGGGCCUCUUGAUGUUGGACCUGCCACGUGCUGAAAAGGCUCGUGCUCGCAUUGAUGAGAUCGUCAAGGACCCGGAGACAGCAAAGGCGCUCAAGCCUUGGUACCCUGUUUGGUGCAAGCGUCCAACUUUCAGUGAUGAGUACCUGCAGGCAUUCAACCUCCCUCACGUUCACUUGGUUGACACAGACGGAAAGGGUAUCGACUCUGCUACUAGCACAGGGCUGGUCGUGCAAGGGAAGGAGUAUCCGCUCGACAUCCUCGUUCUCAGCACUGGAUAUCGGUCUCCUGCGUAUGGUGGUCUUAACCCUGCGAAACGGACGGGAAUCAAUGUUUUUGGCCGUGGUGGAAAGUCGUUCGACGACAAGUGGGAUGCUCAGGGAGCUUCGACUCUCCAUGGUGUUAUCAGCCACGGGUUUCCUAACCUUUUCUUUGGGCCGACUGCUCAGUUUGGGCAGUCUCCUAACAACACUGAGACGUUGGAUAUUGCGGCUGAACACAUGACUCACUUCAUCAAGAAGGCCGAGGAAAAGGUUGGGGGGCUCGCCGUGAUUGACCCGACAGUAGAGGCUGAAGAGGGCUGGGCGAUGGAAGCCGUCAAGCGAGCUGCCAAUCUUGCUGCACUUAGCGUGUGCACGCCAGGUUAUACCACUUCGGAGGGCGAGUUCAACAAGCCAAAUCAGGAUCCUGCCGAGAUGAUGAAGAGUGCUAGGAUGGGUAUUUGGUCGGAGGGCAUCUUGUCCUUUAUGAAGGUUCUUGAAGAGUAUAGGGCUGGUGAUUUAGUGGGAGUUGAUGUUACUCCGAGGAAGUCUGGGUAA
This is a messenger RNA of Podospora pseudopauciseta, 2001 nucleotides long. RefSeq lists its product as uncharacterized. Gene Ontology annotation, molecular function: flavin adenine dinucleotide binding; NADP binding; N,N-dimethylaniline monooxygenase activity. The coding region runs from base 1 to 2001 and encodes 666 amino acids. NCBI's taxonomy places the organism in Eukaryota, Fungi, Ascomycota, Sordariomycetes, Sordariales, Podosporaceae. The transcript has 2 exons. The record is from RefSeq and is a predicted model, not a curated record.